AAUCACAAACCCGCACCUCCCCCGAAUAAUGAUUCCUCCUCCCUCCCCCCGGGCAACGGCCGCCGUCACGACGAUCCCCGCCCCGCCGCCGACGAUGGGGAACCCCGCGCCGCGCCGGCGGGCGGAGCCCGCGCUCGUGCUGCUCGCCCUGGCCGCGCUCUACAGCGCCAUGUCCCUCGUCGCCUACCGCGUCAUCCACAUGCGCCACGUCGCGCCGCUGCCCGCCGACGCGCCGCCGGGGGAGUUCUCCGAGGGCCGCGUGCUCCACCACCUCCGCCACCUCUCAGUCGACAUCCCCGGCCGCCAGGAGGGGAGCCCUGGGCUGGAGGCCGCGGCGCAGUACAUCAAGGGGCAGCUCGAGGAGCUCGCCGCGCGCGCGGGGCCGGAGUACAGAAUAGAGGUUGAGGAAACACUUGUUAGUGGUUCAUUCAGUAUGAUGUUUUUGCGCCACAGAGUAACUCUAGCCUACAGGAAUCACAAGAAUAUUGUUAUGAGGAUUUCAUCAAAUGUUUCAGAAGAUCAGGAUCUAGCCUUUUUGGUGAAUGGACAUUUUGACAGUCCUCUUGGAUCUCCUGGUGCAGCUGACUGUGGUUCUUGUGUUGCAUCUAUGCUUGAGUUAUCACGGCUCAUCGUUGAUUCUCGGUGGGUUCCUUCUCAACCAGUGAUUUUCCUUUUCAAUGGAGCCGAAGAACUUUUCCUUUUGGGUUCACAUGGUUUCAUAAAGACACAUAGAUGGAACAACACAAUUGGUGCUUUCAUUAAUAUUGAAGCUUCUGGAAGUGGUGGUGCUGAUUUAGUUUGCCAAUCUGGACCUGGAUCUUGGCCUUCUCGUAUUUAUGCUCAGACUGCGAAGUAUCCUAUGGCAAACAGUGUUGCUCAGGAUAUGUUUGGAAUAAUCCCAGGUGACACAGAUUACAGGAUAUUUGCUGAAGACAUUACGAACAUUCCAGGACUUGAUAUUAUCUUUGUUCUAGGUGGUUAUUUUUACCAUACUUCAUAUGAUACCGUGGACAACUUGCUUCCUGGAAGUAUUCAAGCACGUGGGGAAAAUUUAUUCAACCUAGUGAAGGCUUUUACAAAUUCUCCCAUGUUGAAAGGGCAUGUGCGAUCUAAUGAAGCUUCUAUGCCUAAAAUGGAUGAUUUGAGAGCUAUCUUUUUUGAUUACUUGACUUGGUUCAUGGUUAUUUAUCCUCGUGAUAUCUCUUUGGUUCUUCAUAGUCUUCCAGUAGUCAUUUUCCUACUUGCACCACUAUUCCUGAAAUUUCCAAACAUUACCUUGACGUCAUGGUUUCUGACUGUUCUGGAUUUAAUGAGAGGAAUGUUGGUUCAUGCAUUUGGUGUCAUCCUUGCAAUAUUCAUUCCUGCUGUGGCUGCAGCAUUAAGAUUGCUAUUCACGAAAAAUGCAAUGAAUUGGUUUGCUCACCCUUAUUUGGCAUUCCUUAUGUUUGUUCCAACUUCAUUAGCUGGUCUAUUUCUCCCAAGGAUUAUAUGGGGAUUAUCAGAGCAAACACACUUUUGGGGUGCUUUUGGAUUAUAUUCCUUUAUUACUUUGGUUUACAUGCUAGCUGGUCUGAGUGGAGGUUUUCUAACAUUCUUCAUUUCCAUGUCGAUGCUUCUUGGGCAUUUUAUCUAUAGCAUUAGUCGGAAGCACUGGAACAAAGAAUCACCAAAGUUGUUGGUUGGUUAUGUGGUACCUAUGAUUCCAUGUCUCCUUUACGGUCUUUACUAUGGCGGGUUCCUUAUCCAGUUCUUGAUUGAGAAGAUGGGAAUGAUGGGAUCUCUCCCGAAACCACAUGGAUAUUUUGUAGCUGAUAUCCUUGUUGGCUCAGUGAUUGGAUUGGUCGUGGGAUGGUGUUUUGGUCCAGUAACACCUAUUGCUAGUCGAUGGUUGGCCAAAACCUCCAUCCUACAUGGCUUGCUACAAAUUACAGUGGUUGGUUUGGCGAUCUCAUCACAACUGUUUCCUUACAGCACUGGAGCACCAAAAAGAGUUGUUCUUCAACACACCUUUGUUACAGAUGCUAAUAGUAUUGUGGAGUCACACUAUGGUUUCUCUGUGGUUGAUGCUAAUUCAUUGGAGUUUGUUUUCAAUAAUGCACCUGAGGCAGCAAAAUGGCUGAAGGAUAACUCAGAAUUAUCUUUUGAAGAAACAUAUUACUCUGACAGAAGUUCAUGGUUGGCUCUAUAUCCUGUCAAUUUCUUGUUCUCUGGGAGCUUAAAGUUCCCUUCAGAAAAUGAAGAAAUUAGAAAGCAUUACCAGCAUUUCCCACAGAUGGUUACUCAGAAGACCUUCAUAAAUAAUGGGCACCGGAGGGUGCAUCUUGAGCUCUCACUUGGGUCAUUGUCAGAGAUUUGGACCUCUGUGCUUAAUAUUACUGGACCACUAUCAAAUUGGUCCUUUUCUGAUAUGACACUUCCAGCUCCUCAAAGUUUUAGCGGUGGACCACCAUCAUAUAUUUGCAGACUUAGUGGAGAAAGCCACGAUAAUUGGUCUUUCUGGUUAGAGGCCAACUCAUCUGAACCUUUGAGAAUUGAUAUAGCGGUGCUUGACCAGCAUCUCCUUGAUAGCACAAGGACACUGAAGAGCCUGUUCCCAAGCUGGGCAGACAUUACAGCCUUCACAACAUUUUUCUCGACAUAUCAUUUAUAAACUUUGUAUUGCGAUGUGGGACGGUUGUAAAUAUGUUUAUUUAGGAAAACAAAAAUUAAAACAGCCAAUUCUAUACAUUGAGUUUUGUGGUUCUUUCCGACCCGAUUAGCGUGUUUGUAAUAUCACUGUAACAAUAUCAAUAUAUACGCUUCAAGCCUACAAAGGUGGCUUUUGUUCAUUUACAUUUUGCAACAAUUUCAUCCGGUAUCAAAUUGUAAUUUCCUUCUAGAUA
Molecule: messenger RNA, 2882 nt
Organism: Oryza brachyantha (malo sina)
Lineage: Eukaryota; Viridiplantae; Streptophyta; Magnoliopsida; Poales; Poaceae
Product: endoplasmic reticulum metallopeptidase 1
Exons: 21
Coding region: 29-2650 (873 amino acids)
Biological process (GO): proteolysis
Molecular function (GO): metalloexopeptidase activity
Source: RefSeq, a predicted model, not a curated record